Molecule: messenger RNA, 579 nt
Organism: Cordyceps militaris CM01
Lineage: Eukaryota; Fungi; Ascomycota; Sordariomycetes; Hypocreales; Cordycipitaceae
Product: glucosamine 6-phosphate N-acetyltransferase
Exons: 2
Coding region: 1-579 (192 amino acids)
Biological process (GO): UDP-N-acetylglucosamine biosynthetic process
Cellular component (GO): endoplasmic reticulum-Golgi intermediate compartment; Golgi apparatus; endoplasmic reticulum
Molecular function (GO): glucosamine 6-phosphate N-acetyltransferase activity; monosaccharide binding
Source: RefSeq, a predicted model, not a curated record
AUGCCGUCGUCGCCCGCCAUCCUGCUCAACUCCCAACCGGUCGUCAUGCCCGACCCGGGGCUCUUCUCCGACAAGCUCGUCGCCGCCGACGUCGCCGCCACCCUGCCCCCGGGCUACCGCAUGCGCGCCCUGCGCCGCUCCGACUACGCCUCGGGCUACCUCGACUGUCUGCGCGUCCUCACCACCGUCGGCGACAUUGCCGAGGCCGACUUCCAGCGCCGGUACGACGAGAUGCAGGCCCACCCGGGGUCCUACUUCAUCAUGGUCAUCGAGGACGCUGCCCGCACAGAAAACGCCGUCGUCGCCACGGGCGCGCUGUUUGUGGAGCGCAAGUUCAUCCACUCACUCGGAAAGGUCGGCCACAUUGAAGAUAUUGCCGUUGCGGAGGACCAGCAGGGCAAGAAGCUUGGGAUCCGCCUCAUCCAGGCGCUCGACUACGUCGCCGCCAACGUCGGCUGCUACAAGACCAUUCUCGACUGCAGCGAGAAGAAUGAGGGCUUCUAUCUCAAGUGCGGCUUCCGCCGCGCCGGUCUCGAAAUGGCCCACUACCACGAAGGGCCCAAGAGCAAAGGUCAAUAG